Messenger RNA from Plasmopara halstedii, 2808 nucleotides. Its product is annotated as tkl protein kinase. Gene Ontology annotation, molecular function: protein kinase activity; ATP binding. Gene Ontology annotation, biological process: protein phosphorylation. The coding region runs from base 1 to 2808 and encodes 935 amino acids. The record is from RefSeq and is a predicted model, not a curated record. The transcript has a single exon. NCBI's taxonomy places the organism in Eukaryota, Oomycota, Peronosporomycetes, Peronosporales, Peronosporaceae.
AUGUCCAGUAGCAGCGGUAGCGUUGAGAGCCACAUCACAGACGAAGAAUAUGGCAUUAUUGGACUACUUUAUGCAAAACUGGUGGCGCAGGUUUUAUCAACGCUUAUGAGCGCCUUCGUAGGUACACGCCACGUGAUGCAAGUCGUGGCUUUAAAGAAAGAGAUACGUGCUCGACGCCAAUUGCAGACGCCUAUGCUAGCAGCUGCUGUUCAUCGACUACAAAGCUGUGACGGAAGCGUUCCUACACCUCCUUCGCUGAUGCAUGUGACAGAUGGCGUGCAAUAUUCCAGCCGGCAGAGCACCAGUGGUACACACUCCAGCGUAUCGGAUGAAUACAGACGCAAUCGCGAGGCUUCUUUUCUAGUUCGAGAGCGAGAAAAUGCUCUGUACGCACCAAUGGGUGGGCCAGAUCUAAUGACCAACGAGUGCGACGACGACCGACCCCGAGUGUCAGUGGCUUCAAGAAUUUUACGCGUUAUGUGUAUUACCGACUUUGUCUUUUCGCUCACAGGUGCGGUUGUGACAGCCGUAGAAAUCUGGUUACCCAGUGCAGGAGGCAGUUUUCAACUUACACUUUGGGCUCAAGCUCCACAUUGGUGCUCACAGGUCGCUAGUUUUUGUUGGGUUGCUACCCUGGCACUUUACAUUGCCAAGCAUCGAAAUCGAGCAAGUUUUGAUGUGGCUAUCGCUCACGCAAUUAUCUGGAUGGUAGUUGUAUUUUACUGGGUGCUUGAGCUCUAUUCGAGCUACUACGAAACCAAGGCUUUUGUUCAUGCCGCGAUUGUCAUCUGGAAAGUCAUGGCUGUCGGCUGCUUUCUCAUCACCACAUUUUGCUGGAUCAAUUUCGCACGACGGUGGAAACAACAGGAACGAAGAAAAGGUGCUUACGUUGUGUCCAAGCUGGCGUCUUAUACUUUGGCAUUCUUCGUCUUUGUAGGUCCUAUUGUACUGACAGACUUGGUCCUUGGACUUCACAGCUCAGGUGUUGUCAUGGACACAUGCUCCGUAAUUUUAGCCAUGUGGCCCUUUGUGAAUGCAGUCAUUUACCUCACCAAACCCACAUUAUGUCUGAAGCUCUUUCAGGCAGGGCCAAGCCGCAAAAAUCCUCGCGGACAGUAUGAUUCCGCCGAUCCACAAAACGGUAAUGGCCACAAUCGACCCAAAAGUCGACGCUUUAUGGGUGCAGCCAAUGGCACUGCUAACCCUGUAAAUGGAGGUGGAACCACGGGGGACAGUGGGCAGAAACUCCUCAUGUCGCCUUCGCAUCAUGAACUGAAGGGCCUAGAGAUUGGUGAUAAAAUUGGUGAAGGAGUGGCCGUAGUGUACCUCGGUAAGUGGCGUGGCGCGAAUGUCGCUGUUAAGAUGAAGGCGGUUUUGGCUGCAUUAGAGAGUGCGGCGGAUGUUGUUGAAUUCCAACACGCAUGCAACGUUGAGAUCCAGGCCGAAGCGGAAGUCAUGCGCGGUUUGUGCCACCCAAAUAUUGUGCUUUUUAUGGAAGCGGGAUUUUAUCGAGGGUCUAUUUGUAUUAUAUCUGAGUAUUGCGCUCGUGGGUCCUUACGCGAUGUACUGAAACAACAGACACCAGAUGUCAAAAAUCUUACUUGGCCGACAAAAUUGCGUCUGGCACUGGGAAUUUCACAUGGAAUCCAGUAUCUGCAUAAUGCUAAUCCGCCUAUGAUCCAUCGAGACUUAAAGUCGCCGAAUGUACUUGUAGACGACUCAUGGCACGCUAAAAUUGCGGACUUUGGUACUCUACGCUUUUCCGAGAUCGUAUCGUCGGCAGCGCAGCUCCAGGCAUCGCAGAUCAACCCCAAGAGCUCCGCUAAAGUUCCGGUUGUCGAGAUGACCGGGCUUGUGGGUACGACGCGCUGGAUGGCUCCUGAGGUGAUGCGUGGUGAACGAAUCUACACAAGCAAGGUGGACAUUUAUAGUCUCGCCCUCAUACUGUGGGAACUCAUUGAAGGCACGUUGCCAUUUGAAAAUACGCGAUGGAACCACGAGGUAGAGGACUUUGUACUGCAAGGUGUGCGUCCCACCAUCCGUGCUGAUCUGUGCCCACUGCGUUGGAAAUCGUUAAUUGUGAUGUGCUGGCAAGCGGACCCACAUGAACGACCUACUAUUCAGCAGGUUAUCGCCAGCCUUCAGAAAAUUGGGCGCGAGGAAGUGUGGGAUCCGACAGGCCCUCGAUUUACCGGUGUGAGUCAGCUGGGCACGUCCAUGUACUCAACAAUGUCGCAGUCAAUGUCGCAGUCCAUGUCGUCAUCAUACCACGGAUCACCGACAAAUGCAGGACCAAUUGGCCGCAACUUUAGUCGACACCCUGCACUUGACGAGAACCAUCCAAGCGAGCUUGUCUCGGAAACUGAUACGUUUGCUGAAGAAUUUUCAUACGUUCCGACGCUUGAGUCACUCUCGUCUCCGGUCGUUUUAGGUGAAUCCGAUAAUGGUAUCACCAAGAGGUCCAAGCGGCCACCUCUGACUUCCCACGAUGGCUCUAUGGACUCUUCCGCUAGCAGCAGCAUGACAAGCACAGGUAUGAAAGACAGUAGCUACUAUGGUGCGAGCAUCGCCGGGUUUGACCCAGGCGCGGAUUCUCUUAGCGUUGCCACCGUUCAUAGCAGAUCAAAUGUAAACAGAAGCGGUAGGUCUAUGAGCUCUCGAACGCGUAAAACCAAGAAAAGUCAUCUCGAUUGGCGACAUCGCGCGAUCACAAUUCAAGAAUUACAGUCAACGGAUCUGACUGAUGCAUCACCCCACACAUUUGUUGAGUCUUCGCCGAAUGGGACUUCGUUUAUCGUCAAUAUUUAA